AUGGAUGGUGCCACAGGUGAGUACUCCUUUGCCAACAGUACCGCAUUGAUGGAGGAAAUCCAACGAUCUGCCACCGCAUUCUUGUGGGAGAUGUGCGGCAACACGGAGAAGGGUCUAUUGGAGUCGCUGCAGGGGCGGAUACAAGGGCUAUUCUCUAGUCGUGCGAGCAAUGCGGAAGCAGACUUGGACGAGGUACUGCAAAGGGUCUACAGGCGGCGACUCCAGGAGGAAGAGGGAGCAAAUGAGAGAACAAGCACAGCAGGUGAGGCGGAUGGGGUCACAUAUUGGGUAGGGCGCCGGCCCCUUCCUGUAGUGACGGAGGAGGAGGUGAACGAGGCGAUGGGGCAGUUGACGGAGGCUGAGCUCAAGAGACUUGAAGAAGAGUUCGCUGAGUCUCAGGAUGAUGGGUACGUGCUGCUUGGGAGGAAUAGUUUUGCCUCGGAUGGGGAAAAAGAUGGGGCACCUGCCGACAAGGAUAAUGGGGUGCACAACAAUGAUAAUAACAACAACGAGGAUGCUGCUGGUGACGCUUAUUUGGAGGUUGUGGAGCCACGCGACACCAAGAGUAUGUUCUUUGGGGGACACACAGUAGAGCUGAUGUUUGAUGAGGCGGCGUGGCCGAUGAGCGCAAGGGGCGCGGAGGGCACACCAUUAGCAGAUGAUCUUGCGGGGGAUGCCAUGCCGCGGCGCUUCGUGUUCAGCUCCGCCCCAUCGACUGUAAAGAGUCGGCCGCCGGAGCAGAGGUGCGCGGAGUACGUACGCAAUCAAGUCCACAUGAUGCUGUUGGCGAAUCGCGUUGCGAAGGAUACCGAGCGGCGUGUAGCCGACGCCGCAUUGCGUGCGUCAGCGGAGAUCAAACAAGAACGCGACAAGGAGUUGAGCGCGAUUCUGGAGCAGCUGGUGGGGGCGGUGCGUGAGGCUGUGCGGUUAACACGACUGAUGCAGAGUCUGGAUCGGCAAGCAAUAGGAGAGUACGCGCAGGACCCGUACCGCACGCAGAAUUGGUUGCGCAACGAGGCGGCCAGGUCGUGCCACAAGUGUGGCCGCACCUUCACCAUCUUCGUGCGGCAGCACCACUGCCGGCGCUGCGGUCUCAUCUUCUGUCAGCGGUGCUCCUCGCACGCCGGUAUUCUCCCCGACAGAAGGGCCCAACUGCACUCGUCGCAGAAUUGGGUGCGGCUCUGUGAGGACUGCUACGUGGUGUGCUGCAGGCACCAGCGCGGAGUGAGCGCUGCCCCCGUCGUGCCGCGCAGCUCCUACGAGCGUGACGGCCGCGCCCCUAUGGAUCUGUCGCUGCUGGUGCUGGCGGACUGCCCCAACCCCGGCGCCACGCUUGAGGACAACCUGCCGCCCUUCUACGUCGUGCUGCCGGAGGACUGGUACGCAUUGCGUCCGACGACGGCGUCUGGGUGGGCCAACGCCGCCAGCAACGUGCCGUUCCACCUGCUGGAGGGGGUGCAGGACGGCGCCUGCAGGCUCUCGCGCGUGGUGGUGCCGCACCUGUACGGGUGGAUGACGGGUGCUAUAAAUUCUGUGCAACGCAUCAGGGAAAAAAAGUAA
Molecule: messenger RNA, 1560 nt
Organism: Trypanosoma grayi
Lineage: Eukaryota; Euglenozoa; Kinetoplastea; Trypanosomatida; Trypanosomatidae
Product: putative zinc finger protein
Exons: 1
Coding region: 1-1560 (519 amino acids)
Molecular function (GO): metal ion binding
Source: RefSeq, a predicted model, not a curated record